This is a messenger RNA of Anguilla anguilla (European eel), 3289 nucleotides long. It is a transcript of the gene g6fl, whose product is annotated as g6f-like. Gene Ontology annotation, biological process: T cell activation; interleukin-15-mediated signaling pathway; positive regulation of ERK1 and ERK2 cascade. Gene Ontology annotation, molecular function: MHC class II protein binding; protein tyrosine kinase binding. Lineage: Eukaryota; Metazoa; Chordata; Actinopteri; Anguilliformes; Anguillidae. The record is from RefSeq and is a predicted model, not a curated record. The transcript is spliced from 12 exons. Gene Ontology annotation, cellular component: membrane raft; external side of plasma membrane. The coding region runs from base 1492 to 2835 and encodes 447 amino acids.
GUAAAGUAACACGGUUGUCGUCCCAUUUCACUUCACCGUUAUGCUGGCAUUGAUUUGAUCGUUUUGUCACCCAGUACAGACUACAUUAAAUUGCUAGCCUAUAUGAUGACAUGUAGGGCAACUGGGAACACAGAUUAACACUGGAAACACCCUGUUGCUUUGUGUUCACGUUUAUGUUCGUAUCGCUCAAUUCGAAUGGACAUAAGAGGGAAAUGUUUCAAAGAAAAGAAUGAAGUGAAAGGAAUGUAAGGAAUUGCAGAGAUGUGGUAUCGAAGAGUAGGGGAGAUAGUGACGUGUAAAUGUAAAUCUUUUUUUUUUGUUUUGUUUUUUGAACAAUCACACCUGCUGGUAACAGAGGGGAAAAAAACACCAGGAGGCCACACCUUGACUAACAUGGCGCACCGAAACUCAGGAUACAAGAGGGGGGAGAAAGGGGUGUGUUGAAUGGAAGUGAACUAAUAACAGGUAGGCACACACCUUCCGAAAUCUUAAAUACAGCUACAUGAAUACGAAUGUCUGUGUUUUUUCGGUUGAGUGAAAGUCAAAUUGAAAUCCGGAGAGACAGACAUUAAUUGAGGAGGAACCUUACUGCGAAACAGUUGGUUUCACUGCAUUACAUUAAACACAACGUUUCAAUCAAUGUCACACAGAGGCUACACUGAGGAAUUCAGUCAGGAAAACGGACUGAGCAAAAAAUUAUCUAAUGGUAAGAAUCUAGAGUGAAAAGGGCGACGAGGUAGAUAGCGUGCGCUACCCAUGUCCUUACCUUGGAUAGUCAGGAUAGCCGCUAAAACGAGUAGACAGUUGCUGAAGCAUUCGUUCCUGUCCUUCGCCAUGAUUCAGUGGUCCUUUUAAAAAUUGCCGAGCAGAUCUCACUACGACCGAAUUAAACGUGAGACUUUAUUAUAAAAACAAGAAAACAAUCCCGUGUGCUCAACACCCGGUCUUCUUUUAAAAACGAAGUUAAUUCAGGAGAGCCGCGUCUUUUCUUUUUGUCGUCCUCUAUCUGCCGAUUAAAAAUCGCUAAUAAAACUGAAAACGUUAAAACCCUUCACCAACCUGUGGUAGAAGGGUAUGUGGACCGUACAGGUGACUGUGCUUCCCGAUAGGUGCUGUGCAGGCGGAAAAGUACAAGCAGUAUGCAGAGCACCGAGUAGUUCCACGGUGCACUAGCUUUGCCUAAACAAUUGUGACUGGGUGAAUGCCUAUGAUGUCACGCAUGCGUCACGGCAGUAGAGUCCGGCUGGGAAGUUUUGGAACUUUUGAAACGUUAUCGUCUACCACUGAGACGCCGCCUCAGCCAAAGAAGAUUGGGACGACGUUGUGGUGACCAAGGAGAACACGCCGGUCACCUUGGCUUGCUCCGACCGGGCGCUCACGGGCUCCGUGAAGCUGGAGUGGCUGUGGAAGCCUGACGGCCGGGACGCCUGGAGCCUGGUCCUGUCGGCCAAUCAAAGGCAGGAAUUCAGGGGCGGGGCGUCGAAGGCGGACAUGCGAUUGGCGGACCCACACUUCCAGACGUCGGGAGACUUCUCGCUCCGCUUCAAGCCGCGCGCCAGCGACGGCGGCCGCUACUCCUGCCUGGUGGACCUGGGAGAGAAGAAGGCGAGGCAGAGGGUCACGCUGCUGGCCAUCCUCAGAGUGGCAGUCGGCCCCGCCCUGCCCGUCCCGGCGGACGGCACCCUGCGCCUGGUCACGGAGGUGUCCCCCUCCGAGGCCGUCUCCGAAGUGGCCUGGUUCUCCCCCCGGGACCUCCCCCUGCGCUCCGAGACGUUGCCCUCGGGGGCGGUGGUCUGCAAGCUGCCCCACUUCGGCCGGGCCGACCAGGGCAACUACACCUGCCAGGUCCGGCCCCGGGCCGGCGCCAGGCGGCACCACUUCCUGUUCACCUACGGGAUUGCGGCUGAUGUUUCCAAGGCAGCGAAUUUCACAAGCUUGACUAACGGCACCGCGGUCUCCACAGCCUGCCUCUCUCGAACCCCGGUCCCCCUCUCGUGCACCGCCGUCCCCGGCGACUACGUCCUCCUGUACUGGCAGCGCCCCGACCGCAGAGACAUGGACCGCGUCUUCGCCUACGACCGCUGGAGGCGCGACCGCACCGACGGCACCGACCGCACCGUCCGCACACCGUCCCGCCUGCGUCUGGCCAACCCCGCCGCGGCCAAGUCCGGGAUCUUCUCCUUCGUGCUGGAGCCGGAGCUCCAGGAGGGGGGCGUGUACCUCUGCGAGGUCUUCCUGAACGACCACGUCUUCAGCCACGCGACCAGGAUCAGCGUUCUGAGAGUCUACGCACAGUCCACGCCCUCCAUGCUGGUCCUGUGGUGCCAGUACUCGGAGCGGUCGCAGGUGAAGCAGGUGUCCUGGGCCCACCAGAACCAGAGCUACAGGCUGACCUGGAGCUCCUCCGCUCCGGGCCGCCUCACGACAGAGGUCCCGCUGCCGCUCCGGCCCGGCGCGGCCGGGAACUACACCUGCGCCCUGGAGCUGAGGACCGGGAAGGUGAUCAGAGCAGUGUACACCGUCACACUGCCUCCUGCUGUAAACCCCAGUCUCUCCUCUCCCGUCAUCCUGUUCCCUCUCUCUGGUUUGGGGCUCCUGGUGCCCUUGGUCGCCGUGGCCCUUGGUGUGUUGCUAUGGAAACGAGGACAUCGUAUCACUCGCCCCCGUGCGGAGCAGUCUCUGUCCCACCAUUCUGGAGAAGUAGAGAAUGUGUAUGAAAACCCUGAAGACCUGAGACAGGCACCUGGCCAGAGUUCAGUGUAUAUGGACCUGAAGCCGACCAAUGACGACGAUGUCUAUAAGGAGUUGGAUCGAUAUGAACAGUGCCCUUGCUGACCGGCUGAGCUGUCCCCGACCGCUUGAAAGAUAUAAUUCCUUUCCAGUAUAGCUUUCUGUAAAAUACGUUUCUUAUGCAUUAAAAUUUUGUUUGCUUGUUUAUUUAAUUACUAUCGAGGAUAAACUACCACAAACCUAUAUUUGGUCUGUUUUUUGGGAAUGUAUAACAUUACAUCUGAUUAAAAGUAUUUUAAGUCAGUCUGUGACCUGUAAAUAUUUUGUCUCUGAUUGGUGUGUUUUGUCUCUGAUUGGCGUGUUUUGAUAUAGCCAAGUUUUUGUGGUCCAUUAUGAAUUAGUCUUGUUCUAUUCGAUAGGUGAUUGAGACAAUCUGCCUUAGAUGAUCAAUCACCUGGGGGUUCGACUAGCCUUCACAGGGGGGAGAUGGAAAAUACUUGGGAGCCUAGCAGGUUGGCUAGCAGGUGGCAGGGUGAAAAUAAAGCAUUUCAUGACGACA